Spinacia oleracea (spinach) is the source of this 2028-nucleotide messenger RNA. RefSeq names its product metacaspase-1. The record is from RefSeq and is a predicted model, not a curated record. Gene Ontology annotation, biological process: proteolysis. The transcript has 7 exons. The coding region runs from base 625 to 1749 and encodes 374 amino acids. Gene Ontology annotation, cellular component: cytoplasm. NCBI's taxonomy places the organism in Eukaryota, Viridiplantae, Streptophyta, Magnoliopsida, Caryophyllales, Amaranthaceae. Gene Ontology annotation, molecular function: cysteine-type endopeptidase activity.
GUUUAUUUUUUGUUUCAAACCUCCAAAUUUGCUGAUUUUGACAAUGUCGAACCCAAAAUCAAAUCUUCUGAUAAUCUCCCACAUUUGCUGCGCUUGGGUUUCUUUCAGUGAGGUUAAUGUCGGGUAACUCGUGUUCCAGUAAUCCAGUAUUCAGAAGCCACCCUUCUAGUACUGCACUGUAUAUAGCAAGCACAAUGGAAUACUGAUAGAAUGUCUUGCUACAAGUGGGUAUCAAAGACCUUGGAACCUCCAUGGGCUGGAUGCAGAGUGGAGCAUCUGAUUCGAGGGACUUUAUAAAGUACUGUUGCUUCGUUAGUAACUUAGUUAUUCAUAUACCUGCAGAACAAAAAGGUAUGUUGGUGGAAUGAUGCUACUGCCAUUUUCCAUGUUAUGUGUACGAAAUGAGGGAGGAAAAGAGUGGGAUUUAACAUCUACUCAUCUCUAUGCUUCACAUAUAUUUUGACAUCGUGGUUAGUUAUGUUAAAUUUCUGAGUGGAAGCACUUCAAAAUAUGAUUGUCUUUGAAAUUGAGAUGCGAUUGAAACUUCCUCACUUUAUGUUCUUCAAAUCUUUUGGGAUAUCUUGGCCGUCAUUAGCCAUUAAUUAUUCUUCCUAGCUAAGAAUAAUGAACGGCGUAAUCCAAUGUGGAUAUUGCAGGCUAGAACAUUUAACAAUCAAACGGGUUGGUUAUGUUUGUUGCUCAAGAUGCCAUUCUGUAAUUCCUAUACAAACAUGUGAAGUAACAAACUGUACUAAUAUUCUGAAGAACAGAACUCAGAAAGAUGUUCAGCUGCAGAAGACCAGAAGUUCUAGUCUAAACCAUUACACUUACAGAAAUGGAAACCUUGGAAGCACUUCAGGGUCAGCUGAAUAUAAGGCUAUGGCAAGCCAAAGGCCAAAAGCUUCUUUUACAAUAUUAAAUGCAUGCCCUAGAAGUAUCCCUGCAGCAAGGGUUGGGAAGCGAGCACUUAUAUGUGGCGUGAGCUACAAGAAGCAGAAAUACAAGUUGAGAGGAACUCUUACUGAUGUCUACAAUAUAAAGCAGCUUCUCCUGAAUCGUUAUCAUUUUCCAGAGCACGAAAUUAGAGUCCUUACCGAGGAGAAUACUCCUGAUCGACUUCCUACCAAAGCAAACAUGGAAGAAAGCUUGAGAUGGCUUGUUGCAGGAAGCAAACCAGGGGAUUCACUGGUGUUUUAUUUCUCAGGACAUGGUUUGCGACAGCAUGAUUUUGAUAAUGAUGAGCUUGACGGAUUUGAUGAAACACUAUGCCCUGUUGAUUUCAAGACCGAAGGAAUGAUCCUUGACAAUGAUAUCAACACUAUGAUAGUUAAGCCUCUAAUUAAGGGGGUAACACUUCAUGCAAUCAUUGAUGCUUGUCAUAGUGGAACUAUCCUCGAUCUCGAGUACCUAUAUGAUCUAAAAGGGAGGAAAUGGUUGAACAACAUACCUCCUUCUGGAGCUAAGAAGUGUACAAGGGGUGGUCGUGCUAUCUGUUUUAGUGCUUGUCGUGAUGAUGAAAUGGCUACCGACAGCAACGCUUUUACUAAAAAGGGCAUGAGUGGUGUCAUGACACAUUGUUUCAUCCAAGCUAUUUUGAGUAAACCGAAGUUGACAUACUUUGAACUCCUGAAUUCUGUGCGGGAGACCAUUCUGGAGACCUUUGCAUCAAGAUGCAUCAGUUCUAAGCUCAUUGAUAAGCUGUUAUACCGCAAAUUAUCACAGGCAGGAGCCGCAGCUAUCUUCUUCUGAAAUGUUCGAUGCUGAAAAUACGAAGUUCAUUUUGUGAUAAUCUCGACGAGCAAGUAAGCUUUGAACAAGCUCCCCGCUCAAUUCUUUACGUGGCAAGAAAAUUGUUAGAAAUUUGUGUAUCAUGCUUUCUAAUUGUGCAUAAUCAUUGACACAUUUCCAUUGUGUCAUGUUGAAGUUACCAACUAAUUAUUCAUUAAUCUUAUUAAUUUGGAGCAAAAUAACUUUCUGCCCCUCUAAUUUAUCUGCUGCUGGAAUGAUCUGAACAUUGCAUCUGCAUUA